Molecule: messenger RNA, 2147 nt
Organism: Ceratotherium simum simum (southern white rhinoceros)
Lineage: Eukaryota; Metazoa; Chordata; Mammalia; Perissodactyla; Rhinocerotidae
Source: RefSeq, a predicted model, not a curated record
AGCGCCGAGCGGAGAGAGGGGGUGGCCAUGGAGGGGUCCGGUGCUAUCGGCGCCCCUGCCGCCCGCUGGAAACGCCACAUCGUGCGGCAGCUUCGACAGCGGGACCGCACGCAGAAGGCACUCUUCCUGGAGCUGGUGCCGGCCUAUAACCGUCUUCUAGAGAAGGCUGAGCUGCUGGCCCGGUUCUCAGAGAAGCUACAGCCAGAGCCAAACGAUGUCACUCCUGCUACCCACCAGGGCCCCUGGGAGGAGUCGGGGCCUGACUCAGACCAAGUCCCAUCACCAGCCACUCUGAGGAAGUGGGAAGAGGAGGAGGAGGGGCUCCGGCUGGUCUGUGGAGAGAUGGCCUACCGGGUGGUGGAGAAGAGCGCAGCGCUGGGCGCCCUGGAGGCGGAGCUGGAGCAGCGGCGAGGCAGGCUGGCGGCGCUGGAAGCCCGCGUGGAGCAGCUGCAGGAGGAACGGGCGCAGCAGGCCCAGCGCGUGCACACGCGGCGGGCGCGGAACGCGGCGCUGCGGGCGGCCUACGAGGCGCUGCGCGCGCACGCCGGGCUCCAGGAGGCGGCACUGCGCAGGCUCGAGGAAGAGGCGCGUGACCUGCUGGAGCGGCUCGUGCAGCGCAAGGCGCGCGCCGCCGCCGAGCGCAACCUGCGCAACGAGCGCCACGAGAGGGCCAAGCAGGCGCGGGUGUCCCAGGAGCUGAAGAAGGCUGCCAAGCGGACCGUGAGCAUCAGCGAGAGACCAGACAUCCUAGGCAAUGGGAUCAAGGAGCAGGCCCAGACUCUGGCCCUGGCUGCUGCUGAGCCGGUGUCCCUGGAGAGUGAGGCUGGAGAGAAGUGGAAGAGGCCCUUCAGGUCUGCCUCCGCCACCUCCCUGACGCUGUCCCACUGUGUGGAUGUGGUGAAGGGCCUUCUGGAUUUCAAGAAGAGGAGAGGCCACUCAGUUGGGGGAGCCCCUGAGCAGCGAUACCAGUGCAUCCCUGUGUGCGUGGCUGCCCGACUUCCUACCUGUGCUCAGGAUGUGCUGGAUACCCACCUCUCGGAGGUCAAUGCUGUUUGUUUUGGCCCCAACAGCAGCUUCCUGGCGACCGGAGGAGCUGACCGCCUCAUCCACCUCUGGAAUGUUGUGGGAGGUCGCCUGGAGGCCAACCAGACCCUCGAAGGAGCUGGUGGCAGCAUCACCAGUGUGGACUUUGACCCCUCGGGCUCCCAGGUAUUGGCAGCUACUUACAAUCAGGCUGCCCAGCUCUGGAAGGUUGGGGAGGCACAGUCCAAGGAGACACUGUCUGGACACACGGACAAGGUGACAGCUGCCAAAUUCAAGCUAACGAGGCACCAGGCGGUAACUGGGAGCCGAGACAGGACCGUGAAGGAGUGGGACCUCGGCCGCGCCUACUGCUCCAGGACCAUCAAUGUCCUUUCCUACUGUAACGACGUGGUGUGUGGGGACCAUGUCAUCAUUAGUGGCCACAAUGACCAGAAGAUCCGGUUCUGGGACAGCAGGGGCCCCCGCUGCAUCCAGGUCAUCCCCGUGCAGGGCCGGGUCACCUCCCUGAGCCUCAGCCAUGACCAGCUGCAUCUGCUCAGCUGUUCCCGUGACAACACACUCAAGGUCAUCGACCUGCGUGUCAGCAAUAUCCGCCAGGUGUUCAGGGCUGAUGGCUUCAAGUGCGGUUCUGACUGGACCAAAGCUGUGUUCAGCCCGGACAGAAGCUAUGCACUGGCAGGUUCCUGGGACGGAGCCCUUUACAUCUGGGAUGUAAACACUGGGGAACUGGCGAGUAGCCUUCGGGGACCCCACUGCGCUGCUGUCAACGCCGUGGCCUGGUGCUACUCCGGGAGCCACGUGGUGAGCGUGGACCAGGCCAGGAAGGUUGUGCUCUGGCACUAGUGCCACAACCCCCUGCCCGGACUGGAGCUCUAGCCUGAAGCCAGAGGACAACUUCCCCCUACUCCACGGUGCUCCAGAGGCGGGGGGCGGGGGGUGUUGGGUAGGGGUGGCCUCAGGGCAUUUAGUGGGGAAGAAGGCCUGGCAGGACCUGGCCUGUUUGUUUAAAAACAAAGUGUGGGUUGGAGGGAAUUACAGUAUUUGUUUGUUUAUCUUUGUCUCCUCACUUUUUCUGCUAAGAGUGGAAAAAAAUUGCAUCUAAA